AAGAGAGACGUUCUGAUCACAUAAACUUAAGGAGAAUAAUCAGAUGAUCUUACUUUUGUUAUAGUUACUUCUCAAAAUCUUGAAAUGAGGAGUAUGAAGAAUAACGAUCCAUGAUCAUCAUCACUAGAGCUUCUACCCUUCAACUUUCCUUGUUUAUUUUUCUGCUCUCGUAUUUAUAAGAUCUUGUGCAGGGAAGAUGCUGGUGCAAAGUUUUAUAGAGAGGCUUAGACCCCUGAUUGGGAUCAAAAGCUGGGACUACAUUGUCUUAUGGAAGUUGAGCAAUGAUCAGAGGUGUAUUGAGUGGAUAGACUGUUGCUGUGCCGGAACUGAGAACGUUGAGAACUGCAGGGACGAGCUUUGUUUUCCAGCUACGUCGUGUCUCCCUUGCAGGGAUGUUAUGUUUCCACAUCCAAGAAUCACACCUUGUGAUUUACUUGACCAGCUUCCUUCUUCCAUCGUUCUGGAUUCGGGAGUUCAUGCACAAACCUUGUUAUCAAAUCAAGCUAAUUGGCUGAACUACACACAUAACUCGGAUUCAAGUUUAUCGGAAGAAACAAUAGGUACACGAGUUUUGGUUCCGUUGUCUCUUGGAUUACUCGAGUUGUUUGUUACUAAGCAAGUUCCUGAAGAUCAACAGGUCAUAGAAUUCAUCAGGGCUCAGUACAAUUUUUUCCUGGAACAGCAAACAAUGAGUAAUUCAGGCACCACAGCAAACUCUUUUUCAUCUGAUCCAAAUGCUCAAAAGGAUCCCCUCAGCCUUUUCCAGCAGCAAAUUUUCCCGGACCCUUUGAAACAAAACUUGGAUUUGCCUCAUGAUAUCUCCAUUGACAGAAUCCAUCUAUGUACUUCUCCACUCCACCCUUUGGAGCAGUUCAGCAACGCUUCAGAAAUGGGACACGCUGCUAAUAACGGCAUCUUCUUGGAAGGAACGACAUACGAGUCGAGCCUCUUCACUCCCUCAAUUGAGAAUGGAUUCCAGGAGGUGGAAACAAUGCAGAGCAACAUGAUGAGCAAUUCGGCCAGAGCAACUAGUUGGAUGGAGCCCUCAGGGACAGUAGAAGAUCAGAUGAAUGAUGAUCCAUUUAUAUGUGAAAAUAACCGGUCAGACGAUUCUGAUCCUAACGACGACGAGGAUGACGCCAAGUAUAGAAGGAGGACUGGGAAAGGGCCUCAAUCCAAGAACCUUGUGGCGGAGAGGAAGAGGAGAAAGAAGCUCAACGAUAGGCUCUACUCCCUCCGAGCCUUGGUUCCUAAAAUUUCUAAGUUAGAUAGAGCUUCAAUUCUUGGAGACGCAAUCGACUAUGUCAAGGAGCUGCAAAAACAAGUAGAGGACCUGCAAAUUGAGCUUGAAGAGCAUUCAGAUGACGAGGAGGCAAGGAAUAUUACAGCAAAGGACGAUACUGAAAACAGCAUCCCACCAACUAUUAUACACCAAAACGGAACGAAACGUGGUCCUAAACGUGAACAAGAAAACAUUCUGAAUGGUUUCCACAAGGGUUCAUCUGGCAAUACUACUGUCAACAUCUCCAAACAGAACCAUGAGCUAGAUAUCACAAAUGAAAAAGUGCAGCAAAUGGAGCCACAGGUCGAGGUCUUCCAACUCGAUGGAAAUGAGUUCUUUGUCAAGGUAUUCUGUGAGCACAAAUCCAGUGGAUUUGUGAGGCUGAUGGAGGCGUUGAAUGCUUUGGGAUUGGAAGUAACCACCGUCAACGCAACGAGACACACAUGCUUGGUGUCUAGUAUCUUCAAGGUUGAGAGGAAGAACGACGAAACGGUCCAAGCUGAUCAUGUGAAGGAGUCCCUGCUGGAGCUAACCCGAAAUCCAUCAAGAAUGUGGCCUAAUGCAGCGGAAGAAUCAGAAAAUGGGAACAGCAUAGACAAUGAAUACCGUAAUCAUCAUAACCAUAACCACCAUUCCUUGCUCCAAAGCCGCCAAAUGAGUUCUCACCACCUUCAACGCCUGCACCAUUAAUAAGUGUACUAGUCAUGUUUGCUCAGAACUUCUUCCUUUCCUUUUUUAUCUAGUGUCAUUCGGUAAAGACAACUGUAAGAUCCUGAUAUACAUGUUUUAAUAAUACGACGCUGUUGACAUCAAAAUUUUG
Molecule: messenger RNA, 2102 nt
Organism: Sesamum indicum (sesame)
Lineage: Eukaryota; Viridiplantae; Streptophyta; Magnoliopsida; Lamiales; Pedaliaceae
Gene: AMS
Product: basic helix-loop-helix (bHLH) DNA-binding superfamily protein
Biological process (GO): regulation of DNA-templated transcription
Cellular component (GO): nucleus
Molecular function (GO): protein dimerization activity; DNA-binding transcription factor activity; sequence-specific DNA binding
Source: RefSeq, a predicted model, not a curated record